AUGGAUUGGGUGGACUUUGUGCAGCUUGUACGCCAUAUUUACGCCUUCGAUGUGCUUCCUGAGAUAGAUGAUGUUAAUGUCCAAGUGUUUAAGGUAGAUGAUUUUAAUGGUGGGAUAGGCCACUUCCUUGGACCUCUGGAUGUAUUCACGUUGGGUUGGGAGAAAGUCGUAAUGGAAUUAGACGUGUUAAGGUUAUGCUUGGCCACUCUUAUCUUUUUUACAGUUGUGUUUGGCUGGAUGUUGCCAGCUGUGCUUGGUGCUCUUCUAAUGUCUGCUUUAUAUUACUUUUAUGAUUUGUCGCCUUAUUUUGUUGUAGUUAAGAAUUCUAUAGGUGACAUGUAUGGUUUGGAGUUGAAAAAGUAG
Molecule: messenger RNA, 363 nt
Organism: Prunus armeniaca (apricot)
Lineage: Eukaryota; Viridiplantae; Streptophyta; Magnoliopsida; Rosales; Rosaceae
Source: the annotation of a GenBank genome assembly